Arctia plantaginis is the source of this 1269-nucleotide messenger RNA. The record is from the annotation of a GenBank genome assembly. Lineage: Eukaryota; Metazoa; Arthropoda; Insecta; Lepidoptera; Erebidae.
AUGGACACUGACGAUGGCGAAUCGUCCAGCAGUGGGCCUAUGUCCAGCUUGAACAGCUUGUUCUCGUUUACGAGUCCUGCUGUCAAGAAACUUUUAGGCUGGAAACAGGGUGAUGAAGAAGAAAAAUGGGCAGAAAAGGCAGUGGACAGUUUAGUGAAGAAGCUAAAGAAGCGGAAAGGCGCUAUCGAAGAAUUAGAGAGGGCGUUGUCGUGUCCUGGCACACCGUCCAAAUGUGUUACUAUACCCAGGUCACUUGAUGGAAGAUUACAGGUGUCUCAUCGCAAAGGCCUACCUCACGUCAUUUACUGUCGAGUAUGGCGUUGGCCCGACCUUCAAAGUCACCACGAGCUGAAACCCUUGGAGAUCUGCCAGUAUCCCUUCAGCGCAAAGCAGAAGGAAGUGUGUAUCAAUCCUUACCAUUACAAACGUGUUGAGAGCCCCGUUUUACCACCAGUGCUAGUGCCUAGACAUUCGGAAUUUGCUCCAGGACAUUCUCUGCUACCAUUCCAAAGGACUGCAGAACCUUCCAUGCCCCAUAAUGUGUCCUAUUCUGGAUCAGGGUUCCCACCUUCGGCUAGCUCAGAGUUGCCCGAUACGCCACCACCAGCUUAUUCCCCACCCUCAGAUGAUACAGAACCUCCGGGAGAAGUAGCUCCUGUCUCAUAUCAGGAACCCCUAUAUUGGGCUUCUGUGGCUUAUUAUGAGUUGAACUGCCGUGUAGGGGAGGUAUUCCACUGCAAUUCUCAUUCUGUAGUGGUGGAUGGCUUUACAGACCCAUCUAAUAACAGCGACAGGUUCUGCUUGGGACAGCUCAGUAACGUGAACAGAAAUUCCACUAUUGAGAACACCAGGCGUCAUAUAGGAAAAGGUGUACAUUUGUACUAUGUUGGAGGGGAGGUGUACGCUGAAUGCUUGUCAGAUGCUGCGAUAUUUGUGCAGAGUCGCAACUGCAACCAUCACCAUGGAUUCCAUCCCUCAACCGUGUGUAAGAUUCCACCUGGUUGCUCUUUAAAGAUCUUUAACAAUCGGGAGUUUGCACAGCUGCUGUCACAGAGCGUGAACCAUGGCUUUGAAGCAGUUUAUGAGCUGACGAAGAUGUGUACGAUUCGUAUGUCGUUUGUAAAGGGUUGGGGCGCAGAGUACCAUCGACAGGAUGUGACGUCGACGCCGUGCUGGAUCGAAAUCCACCUUCAUGGUCCACUCCAGUGGCUUGAUAAAGUCCUCACACAGAUGGGGUCCCCUCACAAUGCUAUUUCAUCCGUGUCUUAG